AUGAAUCUAUUUCACUGUCCAUUUUCUAUAAAUAACAACUGCUUUAUUUUUGAAAACUGUUAAUUUUUAGCUUCUAAUAUUUCCAUUAAUACAAGACAUGACACAGACAGAAUUUAGCUUUUUUGAAACAAUAACCUUGAACUUUCUCAAUUGACCUUGGGUCAAGGUCAUGACACACCCUUAGGUCAUAAGUAAUCUUUGUGUGAAGUAAGAACUUCCAAUGUUUCCCCAUAAGAAAGAUAUAGACCGGACACGAAUUUUGCUUUUUUUUGCCAGUGACCUUGACCUUGCCCAAAUGACCUUGGGUCAAGGUCAUGACACACCCUUAGGUCAUAAGUAAUCUUUGUGUGAAGUAAGAACUUCCAAUGUUUCCCCAUAAGAAAGAUAUAGACCGGACACGAUUUUUGCAUUUUUUCUGCCAGGGACCUUGACCUUGCCCGAAUGACCUUGGGUCAAGGUCAUGACACACCCUUAGGUCAUAAGUAAUCUUUGUGUGAAGUAAGAACUUCCAAUGUUUCCCCAUAAGAAAGAUAUGGACCGGACACGAAUUUUGCACUUUUUCUGCCAGGGACCUUGACCUUGCCCAAAUGACCUUGGGUCAAGGUCAUGACACACCCUUAUGUCAUAAGCAAUUAUUGUAUGAAGUAAGAACCACUUAUGUUUCCUCAUAAGAAAGAUAUGGACUGGGCACGAAUUUUGCACUUUUUCUGCCAGUGACCUUGACCUUGCCUGAAUGACCUUGGGUCAAGGUCAUGACACACCCUUAGGUCAUAAGCAAUCUUUGUGUGAAGUAAGAACUUCCAAUGUUUCUCCAUAAGAAAGAUAUGGACCGGACACGAUUGCACAGACAGACGGACAGACAGACAGACAGACAGACAGACAGACAGACAGACAGACAGACAGACAGACAGACAGACAGACGGACGGACGGACGGACGGACAAGGUGAUUCCUAUAUACCCCCCCAAACUUUGUUUGCGGGGGGUAUAAAAAUCCUACUUAAGGAGUGAUCGACAUAGUAAGAACGACACACAGUGCCAUCUCUUUCGUUUUCCAACCAAUGUAAAAUUAAGAAAAAAGUGGAUAGAGCUCUGCAGACGUGCUGACAGAGAUUGGAACGAAGGGGACCGCAUAUGUAGCUGUCAUUUCGAAGAAGGCUGCAAGGACAAAGGCCCCAGCAUAUUUGUUUAUUCUAAACCAAAAUUUCCACACGUUGCUGACAUUCGAAAAAGGAAGAAGUUUGCAGAAAUUGAAAAUGUGCCUACAGUGGAGAGUACAUGUACAAUCGGUACAUGUAGGCUAAGAUAAAAGAACUGGAAAUGGAGAUAAGGACAUUAGAAAUUGAUAUUGAGAGACUGAAGAACUCAAGGCCUGUAAUGUCUGUUGAUGCCAUGAAAAAUAACCAAGAAAAGAUGCUGUUGUACACAUCCUUUACAUAUGACAUUUUCAAGAUCAUUGUUGCCACUUUGCAGAGAUUUGAACCGCUGAAUUAUUAUUCAGGAUGGAAUGUCACAAAUAUGAGUUUGGAAGAUCAAGUUCUCAUAACCUUGAUGAAACUGCGACUCAAUCUACGGGAUCUUGACCUAGCAGACAGGUUUUCCACGAGUAGAGCUACAAUCCCUAACAUAGUUAACACUAUUAUUUGUGCUUUGCAUGAGAUUUUUUAUAAGGGCAUUAUGGUUAGAGUAGGCAUGCCCAGUCAGUUAAAAUGUAAGGGCUCCAUGCCAAAAUCGUUUGAAGAUUUCGGUUCUGCUAGAGCAUCAAUUGACUGUACAGAAAUAACACAGGACGUUCCUUCGGACUUUAAUCGACAAAGUGCAUCAUAUAGCAAUUAUAAAAGUCGGCAUACUGUGAAAGCGCUUACAGCUGUAGCACCCAACGGUUCAUGUGUAUAUGUUUCACCGUUGUAUCCCGGAUCUGUGUCUGAUGCCAACAUUGUUAAACAUUCACAUUUUUUGGAAAACCUUGUACCAGGAGAUCUUAUCCUAGCUGACAAAGGCUUUAAUAUCCAUGACCAAAUGCCAUCAGGUGUGCAACUCAAUAUUCCUCCAUUUUUGAUAAACAAGACUCGGUUUACAAGUAAAGAAGCCGAACUUUGUUAUAAGAUUGCUAGAAACCGAAUUCAUGUUGAGAGAGUGAAUGAACGAUUCAAGAACUACCAAAUUUUGAACCACAUACCAGCUAACUACCGUCCACUGUCUACAAAGAUAAUGCAGCUGUGUGCAUGUUUGGUAAACCUUCAAGCACCUUUGCUCAAAGAGAUUGCUUAGAACUUUUUGUAAGUUGUUUUCAUAUUGAAAGAAAAACAUUAAUUAGGUUUUUCCAUGAUGAUCUCUAUGAAAAAAUUAUUUAAUACUUAUUUUAUGUCAGCAGUAUAUUUUUCAUUUUGUAAAGGUGUAGCAGUCAUGGUUAUGAUAUUUGCUAGCUAUGUAAACAGUUUUGAUAAGAGAUGUAUAUCACUAUGCACUUUAACUGACACAUUGUUUAAACAAAUGUGCCUAGAUUUUUCUUUAAUCUAUAAUAUUUAAAUAUAAAAAAGAUCUGUGCCUGCGAUUUCAUUUAUUUUUCUUGAAAAUACUGUAUACAGAGAAAUAAUUGCCCCCGUUUUAUUUAUGCCCAUAUUGUCCGUAGGCGAAUUUAAAACUGAAUGAAUAAAAAUAAAACUAUUAACACUUAUGACAAAACUGCUUUUGGGCAAAUUCAAAACUUGGCGAAACCUUUUGCAAGUAUCAAAGGUCAAUAUAACUAGGGGCAAAAAUAACCCUGUAUACAGUACUUCAUACAUAUGUCUCAUACUAACUCGGUUGUGUUUUUAAAGAAACAAAUAAGUACAAAAAAUAACAAGUACAUGUAUUAUAAGUUUAAUUAAAUCAGUUUAAUGUUUGGCAUACUUGUUUAAAGAAUAUUAUUAGAGAAACAACAUGUAAUUUCAGUAAUAUGAUGAAAUAUUUUGUUCAUGAUACAAAUGUUAAAGCUGACCACGACUCUUACUAGUACGUUCACCAGAAACAGUCAGCAGAUGGGUAUCAAACUGUACAAUUUAUUUCUUGUUGACCUCUGGUAUGAACUUUUCAAAAUAAAAAUCGAUGAGUUUCUCUA
Magallana angulata is the source of this 3098-nucleotide messenger RNA. RefSeq lists its product as uncharacterized. NCBI's taxonomy places the organism in Eukaryota, Metazoa, Mollusca, Bivalvia, Ostreida, Ostreidae. The coding region runs from base 1319 to 2269 and encodes 316 amino acids. The record is from RefSeq and is a predicted model, not a curated record. The transcript is spliced from 6 exons.